Molecule: messenger RNA, 1445 nt
Organism: Phytophthora infestans T30-4
Lineage: Eukaryota; Oomycota; Peronosporomycetes; Peronosporales; Peronosporaceae
Exons: 1
Coding region: 21-1445 (474 amino acids)
Biological process (GO): nucleocytoplasmic transport; activation of GTPase activity
Cellular component (GO): nucleus; perinuclear region of cytoplasm; cytosol
Molecular function (GO): GTPase activator activity; small GTPase binding
Source: RefSeq, a predicted model, not a curated record
CCACUUUAUAGUGUAGUGACAUGGUCUCCACUGCUUCCGAGUCCGCCACCAACGCGGGCUGGCACGACCCGACCGAUGUCCAAGUGCGCAAGAUCAUGAUGGCAAGACUACGCAUUCACCCGGCACUAUCGCAACACCAUCCGAUCCUACAGACACGCGAGGACACUGGCACGAGUCCGUCACUGCUGCAACGUCUCGAGUGGAUGCUGUACCAUUCUGCAGGCUCUUUGAGCGAGUAUCUGCACCAGCCGUCGCUCGAGCGACGUGUGCAGGGCCUCGUGACCCACUACAAGCGCAAACGAUCUGAGACAGAGCCCAGUGAGGCCGUCAUGGCGGCAAUGCGAGCCUCCGCUGCCAAGCGACAGCGACCUCGACUGACUAUCACCGAAGAAGAGAUUCGCAACUGCAGCGUCGGGGCAAGAGGCUGCGUUCUUAAUAGCAAUUUGGACUUGUUGCAUCAGGUUUGUAGCUUUCUGGACGGCAAGGCCGUGCUACGAUGCCGCGGCGUCAACAAGUUCCUGUACCUCAAUGCACCGUCCUUCGUGAGGUCUCUGCAUAUCGAUGCCGGGUCAGCUCCUGUAGCAGAGAUUCGAAACCGCGGCGAUGGUGCAGCCAGUGGACUGAGCACUUUACUUCACGAAUGCAAGAACCUCAACAGCCUUACGAUCUCAAACCAGGCAAACCGGGUCCAUCUGAAGGCGGGUGUUGUGUUCCCACGCGCGUUGACUGCGUCUACCUACAUGGCAUCGCUCGCCACAGCGUCGUACGGCCAUCAGUUGGUUCGUGAAGUGGCCAAUGCACUGGAAGCAGGCGCGUGUCCUUCGUUAAGGAGAUUGGAGCUCCUGGCUCCGUUCGACUUUGCAACUGAGAGUGACGCGGUUUUCAGGGUGCUAAAUGCGCUGACAGAGUCCAGCAACGCUAGAAAUUCGCUACGGCACUUGGUGCUUGACGCAACUUUCCUCGGUGACCACGGGAUCCAGCAACUUGCCGAGCUGUUUGAGAGGCGUAACACGUUCUUCGAGCAUCUACAGACUCUGACUGUACGCAACAACUUCAUGGGCGAAAUAGGGUGCCGCGCGCUUCUCGAAGCCAUCGAGCCGUUCAGCGAACUCCAAAUGUUGGACUUAAGCCGCAACAUUCUCACCGACUCGGACGCAUUUGCACUCGCGGAUUUGCUUGACGAUCCCGUGGCAGAAGAAAACUUGUGCGACCGAAUGCAUGCGGAUCGGAAGGUCUCGUCUGAAGAUGAGGAGCUGUUUAAUGUGCUGGGACUGGCAGGAGUGCGGACUCUGAAGCUGCAGGAGAACUUUAUCACUUGUGACGGGUUUCACGCCAUCACAAUUGCAUUGUGUUCUCGCGAACGCGUUGUGGCGACAGUCGGGGAUGCCACAAGUUACUUUGUUGAGGAGAGAGACGACGAAGAAGUGAUAGUGCAAGAGCGCUAG